AUGGGAGCGUACAACGCGCUGCCGAUUGGCCCAGUGCCCCCGUCCGGCGACGAGACCGGCCUCUUCAAGCAGGACGGCGCCAAGUACAUGGAGUGGCUCGAUACCAAGCCGGCCGAUUCCGUGGUGUACGUCGCGUUCGGGAGCCGGGCGGGGAUGGACAGGGAGCAGCUCGACGAGCUGCUCCUCGACCUCGAGCAGAGCGGGAGGCCUUACCUCUGCGUCGUCCGGAAGGACGUCAAGGCCGAGUUCGCCGAUGGCGAGGCGACGCGGGAGCCCGAGACGAACGCGCGGCUCAGGAACGGCAUGGUGGUGGAGUGGUGCGACCAGGUGCGGGUGCUCUCGCACGCGGCGGUGGGCUGCUUCGUGACGCAUUGUGGAUGGAACUCGGUGAUGGAGAGCCUGGUGUGCGGCGUGCCGAUGGUGUGCGUUCCCCAUAUGUCGGACCAGCGGAUGAACGCGUGGCUCGUCGAGUGCGAGUGGCGCGUGGGAGCCCGCGCGGAGGUGCGCAGCGACGGCGUGUUGCGCUUGCGCGCGACCGGGGUAAGGCAGCGCGUAGAGGAGGUGAUGCAGGAGGGUGAGGCCGGAGCGGGGGCUGCGCGGCGCGCGGCGUCGGAGUGGAAGCGGGUGGUCGCUGAGGCUCUCGGGAAAGGUGGCUCGUCGGAUCGUAAUCUGAGGGCAUUCGUCGAGGCCGUCGAUAGUGGUGUGUCCGUAUGA
Messenger RNA from Triticum turgidum subsp. durum (durum wheat), 714 nucleotides. Lineage: Eukaryota; Viridiplantae; Streptophyta; Magnoliopsida; Poales; Poaceae. The record is from the annotation of a GenBank genome assembly.